Molecule: messenger RNA, 1903 nt
Organism: Ceratotherium simum simum (southern white rhinoceros)
Lineage: Eukaryota; Metazoa; Chordata; Mammalia; Perissodactyla; Rhinocerotidae
Gene: CORO2B
Product: coronin 2B
Molecular function (GO): actin filament binding
Source: RefSeq, a predicted model, not a curated record
GCCCGCGCCCCCGCACCGCCGCCGAGUUUCUGCAUGACUGUCACAAAGAUGUCCUGGCGUCCGCAGUACCGCAGCUCCAAGUUCCGGAACGUCUACGGGAAAGUGGCCAACCGGGAGCACUGCUUCGACGGGAUCCCCAUCACCAAGAAUGUGCACGAUAACCACUUCUGUGCUGUCAACGCCCGCUUCCUGGCCAUCGUCACCGAGAGUGCGGGAGGAGGCUCCUUUCUCGUCAUCCCCCUGGAGCAGACGGGCAGGAUUGAACCCAACUACCCCAAGGUCUGUGGUCACCAGGGCAACGUGCUGGACAUCAAGUGGAACCCCUUCAUCGACAACAUCAUUGCCUCGUGCUCGGAGGACACAUCGGUGCGGAUCUGGGAGAUCCCUGAGGGCGGGCUGAAGCGGAACAUGACGGAGGCUCUCCUGGAGCUGCACGGGCACAGCCGGCGCGUGGGGCUGGUCGAGUGGCACCCCACCACCAACAACAUCCUGUUCAGUGCCGGCUACGACUACAAGGUCCUCAUCUGGAACCUGGACGUGGGGGAGCCGGUGAAGAUGAUCGACUGCCACUCAGACGUGAUCCUCUGCAUGUCCUUCAACACCGACGGCAGCCUGCUCACCACCACAUGCAAGGACAAGAAACUGCGCGUCAUCGAGCCCCGCUCUGGCCGCGUUCUGCAGGAGGCAAACUGCAAAAACCACAGAGUGAACCGGGUGGUGUUCCUGGGAAACAUGAAGCGGCUUCUCACGACAGGGGUCUCCAGGUGGAACACAAGACAGAUCGCCCUCUGGGACCAGGAGGACCUAUCCAUGCCCCUGAUCGAGGAGGAAAUUGAUGGGCUCUCCGGCCUCCUGUUCCCCUUCUACGACGCUGACACCCACAUGCUCUACCUGGCUGGAAAGGGAGAUGGAAACAUCCGGUACUACGAGAUCAGCACUGAGAAGCCCUACCUGAGUUACCUCAUGGAGUUCCGCUCCCCAGCCCCGCAGAAAGGCCUCGGGGUCAUGCCCAAGCACGGGCUGGAUGUGUCGGCCUGCGAGGUGUUCCGCUUCUACAAGCUGGUGACUCUCAAGGGCCUGAUCGAGCCCAUCUCCAUGAUCGUGCCCCGGAGGUCGGAUUCCUACCAGGAAGACAUUUACCCCAUGACGCCGGGCACGGAGCCAGCUCUGACCCCUGAUGAAUGGCUGGGAGGCAUCAACCGAGAUCCCGUGCUGAUGUCGUUGAAAGAAGGCUAUAAGAAGUCCUCAAAAAUGGUAUUUAAGGCUCCCAUCAAAGAAAAGAAGAGCGUUGUGGUCAACGGAAUAGAUUUAUUAGAAAAUGUCCCACCCCGGACAGAGAACGAGCUCCUCCGAAUGUUCUUCCGGCAGCAGGAUGAGAUUCGGCGGUUGAAAGAGGAGCUGGUGCAGAAGGAUAUCCGCAUUCGGCAGCUACAGCUGGAACUGAAAAACUUGCGCAACAGCCCCAAGAACUGUUAGCUCCCCGGGUGGGCUGCUUUCUAAGCCGAUCUCUCCGUUGUUUCUACUCAUCCCUUAACUUUCCCUUAUCCGGUGAUCCCAGAGACAGAGCCAGGACUGGAGCUGGGGGAGAGCCUGAGGACUCCCACCUGCCACCUCAAGAACUGGAAGCUGACCUUUGACCUCUUGACCUCAUGCUAAUAAAAGUCCCCAGCCUCUCCCGGAGACCCACCGCUGUCAGCCCCUUUCCCUGCCACCCCAGGAGCCUUGGCUUCCUCUCGGCCAGGCAAAGACCACGGACUCUCUGAGGGGUGCCGUCAAUGGACCAGGGAGCGCAGCGGGAAGCCAGCAUCCCAGUAGACUUAGAACUUGAACUUCCCCCCGCAAAGGGGGCUGCCAGGACUUCUCAGCACUCCCUGCUGUGGCUCGCAGCAUCCCUGAUGGACCA